GCACUCUUUGAAUAAAUAGUGAAAGCCUUCCUGCUUCUGCUGACCCUCCACAUCACGAUGGAGGGGAUGGCUCUCUACCUGGUAGCUGCUCUCCUGGUCUGUUUUCCAGCUCCAUCUCACAGCCAGCUCUAUUCGCUCAUUACACCCAGUGUCUUGUGGGUAGAGAGUGAAGAGCAGAUUGUGGUGGAGGCUCAUGGACUCAAUGUUGCGACAAAGGUCACAGUCACUGUCUAUGAUUUCCCACAGAGAAGGAACAACUUUUAUCAGAUGAGAACUUUCCUGAUGCCAGAAAAUGGCAUGAUGGCAACUCCAUCCAUAAAGGUUCCAGCAAAAGACCUCAAGAAGGAUCCCAAGAAAAACACAUACGUUGUUGUCCAGGCCAGCUGUGCUCAAUUCAAUCUGGAGAAGGUGGUUCUCGUCUCCUACCAGAGUGGAUAUAUCUUCACCCAGACAGAUAAAACUAUCUAUACUCCUGGAUCACCAGUGCGCUUCCGUGUCUUUUCUAUGAAUCACAAUAUGGAACGUUUGGACAGAAAUGUGAUUGUUGAGUUUGUGACACCUGAAGGCAUUAUUGUCGGCCAGAAUAUAAUCAACCCUGCAUCAACAGUCACCCAGAUUUACAAUUUACCGGAACGUGUCAG
Messenger RNA from Pogona vitticeps (central bearded dragon), 641 nucleotides. The record is from RefSeq and is a predicted model, not a curated record. Lineage: Eukaryota; Metazoa; Chordata; Lepidosauria; Squamata; Agamidae.